Alternaria postmessia is the source of this 1056-nucleotide messenger RNA. RefSeq lists its product as uncharacterized. Gene Ontology annotation, cellular component: cytoplasm; CAAX-protein geranylgeranyltransferase complex; protein farnesyltransferase complex. The transcript has 3 exons. Gene Ontology annotation, molecular function: CAAX-protein geranylgeranyltransferase activity; protein farnesyltransferase activity. Lineage: Eukaryota; Fungi; Ascomycota; Dothideomycetes; Pleosporales; Pleosporaceae. Bases 1 to 1056 code for a protein of 351 amino acids. Gene Ontology annotation, biological process: protein geranylgeranylation; protein farnesylation. The record is from RefSeq and is a predicted model, not a curated record.
AUGGCCUUCAACUUCAUUCGCGCCUGGCUCAAGGUCAUCCUCCUGUCGCCAUAUCGUCUACUGCGCGCAUUGCUAGCCACGACCGCAAAUUCUGUUAACCCCAAGGCAAGAGGCAUAAAGGGAAAGAUGCCAAAAUACUAUCACGACGACGAGGCGUGGGCGGACAUUGUGCCACUUCCACAGGAUGACGGCGGCCUGCAUCCACUCGCUGCCAUCGCGUACUCGGAAGAAUACAGCGAGGCCAUGGGCUACCUGCGCGCCGUCAUGGCGAAGAACGAGUUCAGCGAGAGAGUCCUUGGCCUUACUGAGCACAUCAUCAGCAUGAACCCAGCACACUACACUGUCUGGCUCUACCGCGCCAAAACCAUCUCGGAGAUCGGGCGAUCACUGAAAGACGAAAUCGCAUGGCUCAACCCGACCGCACUCAAGCACCUCAAGAACUACCAGAUCUGGCACCACCGCCAUACCAUCAUCGACGAGCUCGGCUCAUGCGAGGGCGAACCAGAAUUCAUAAACUCUAUGCUGGAGCUUGACUCCAAGAACUACCAUGUGUGGAGCUACAGGCAAUGGUUGGUCAAGCGCUUCGAUCUGUUUGACAAGCCUGAGGAGCUAGAGUGGACACACAGCAUGAUCGAGGAGGAUGUGCGCAACAACUCUGCCUGGAAUCAUCGCUACUACCUAGUUGUUGGCGGCCGCGAGGGAAAGCCGAGUGCCGAUCUUGUGGAACGGGAGAUAGAGUACACCAAAGCAGCCAUCCGGAAAGCUCCUCAGAACCAGAGCACAUGGAACUACAUCUUGGGCAUCAUUCGCGCAGCGGAACUUCCCAAGUCGACUCUCAAGGACUUUGCGGGUGAAUUCGCUGAUGUGCGGAAGCCAGACGAUGUCCACUCGAGCCACGCCCUCGAUCUUCUAGCGGACAUAUAUGCGGAAGAAGAAGAUAGCAAAGAGAAUGCGGAGAAAGCCCUGGAGCUUUUGGCCACCAAGUACGACCCGAUCCGCGCAAACUACUGGAACUUCAGGAAAGGCCUCCUCGAUCACCCGAAGGUUGCUGCUUAA